GCUUUUUCAACCAAUCUAAUAUACCCACAGUAACUCUUUAAUCGUGAUUACGCGUAAUAUUUUAUGAUAAACAUUUGUGCUAGUCCGCAUUGUGAUUAAUAACUCCGAUAAUUAUCCAUCUGAAUAUACAUAUACUCCGAUACAAAUCUAUACAUAUAUUCAUACACAAAUAUAUAUACAUAUAUAUACAUGUAUAUACAUUUACGCAUACAUACAUACAUGUCUAUACAUGUACACAAAUAUAUAUAAAGUAUCAUGAGAACGUUUGUGAAAUUUACUGAAACAUAAACAAUUCCUGUGAAAACUCCCAAGAUUAUCAUUGGGCGGUGUCAGGUUAGGACUUUGAUAAAAAAGUGAAAAAAAUAAAAAAACUGGCGAUUUUAAAAAAUUUUAUAACAAAAAUGAUAGACGAGGACGAUCACGAUGAACAAGUACGUUGUACCGGUAGUGAUGUGGAAAUAGAAGAGUACACGGACACGGAGGAACCAGCAUACACAACUUAUCAGUCAACUGACAAGCUCUUUGAUACAGAGCAACCGUGUUGGCAAAGGUUUAGUUUUCUAGCCACCUUGGGCAUUGUCACAGCAUCGGUUACAACCUCUAUCAUCAGUUUGCCACUCUACCUCGAGAAUGUCAGCGGUACAGCGAAUGCCUACACAGGACUUUUAUUCAUCGCAUUUUUAUCAACUUGUAUUUUGGGAUUGAUUUGCGUUAUUGGGGAAAAAGUAUCGCCACCACCUACACUUGUUCCCAAUAGUCUCAAAAUAAAAAUACCAAGAUGUAGUCUCAUCAAGAUAAGUUGUUUUUACGCACUCUCGGGAAUACUUGCGACACUUUCAUUGGAUCAAAAUCGAGUGCUUUGUCACCUUCAGGAUCCUAUCAAGGGCAUAACGCUUGUUUUCUCCCUUGUUUACUAUUUUUUCUUCUGUCGCAAAAUGAUGAGUCUUCAGCGUAUAUUUUCCAGUACAACGAUAAUAGUCGGUCUGUUCAUAAGUGUGGACUACGGACUGUGUGAUGAAUUUCGGUGUCGCGGCCGCGAAGUAUCUGCACACACAUUAACAGAGAGAGGUUCUUGGGGUAUACGAGCGGUUUGGACACUAGUUUAUGUGGCAUCACUGGCAGUGUUUGCUAUGGUCUUCACUCUACUGGAGCUCCACUUCACCACUGGGCAGCAAAGUGCCUGUCGUUUGUUGACGACUCAGCACAAUUCAUUCCUCUACACUGUAUCGAGGCUGGUAUCAUCUCGUGAUAUAAGACGACGUGGUUCUGAAGAAGAAGGGGGCCGUUUAUUACAUGUCACUGAUCCAGACCCGACGAUCAAGCAUAAGCACUUACCCAAACCACCGAUACUUAAAACUUUGUUUCAUAUUCAUGCCAUUUCUUUUAUUGUCAUUCUCGCGUUUAUCUGGAUUGAUACGCUGCCUGGUAUUGGUCGAGGUCUUACUCCAAAAGAGCUGUACACAACAAUUGAGCACGGCUUCAAGUGUCACUUUAAAAGCAGCAGCUCUUGCACUGGAGUAGCGAACCACGGAUGGAUUUUUCUUUUCUCCUACAUCACCUUCUCCAUAUCAAUCCUGAAUUUUUUGUCCAUGUGUGAGAGUGCUGUCUUCACCGUUGCUGCAACUACUAUUUCUCUACCUCUAUCCGGCAUUUGGUGGAGUAUUUAUAAGAUGGAUGUUGGUUCUAAUGGAGGAAUAAUUAUAUGGUCACCUGGUGUAACUGGUGAACUUAUCUGCGCUCUUCUUGGUCUUCCUGUAGUACUACUUGGACUUGGUCUUCUUAUAAGAUCUCACUUUCGUGAUACUCAACCUACUUACCAAAGUAUUCCACCUCCAGAUCUACAUCGCGAAAUCUACAAUAGAUGAAUUUCAUCCUUUAAAAAAAUUUAAAUUAACUUUUAUUUAUUAAUAGAAAUUAGAAACAUGAAAGUAU
This is a messenger RNA of Microplitis demolitor, 1932 nucleotides long. RefSeq lists its product as uncharacterized. The transcript has 7 exons. The coding region runs from base 402 to 1865 and encodes 487 amino acids. The record is from RefSeq and is a predicted model, not a curated record. Lineage: Eukaryota; Metazoa; Arthropoda; Insecta; Hymenoptera; Braconidae.